AUGUGGCGAGCCAUGGUGCUUCGGGGACUGCGCAGCUGCCAUGAAAUCUUGGGACUCAGCCCUCAAGCGUCAAAGGAGGAGCUGAGACUGCGAUACCAUGAGCUGGCUCGCUGCCUUCAUCCCGACGCGUGUCCCACGCGCGCGAAUGCCCAGGAGACCUUCGCUGAGCUUGCGGAGGCCUACGCGGCCUGCCUCCGACUCAUCCAGGCCAAACCCACUCCCGGCCGAACUUUGGGCCCCAAUCCUUGGAAUUCCCCGGCUGCGCGACGGCCAUGGAUGAAGCCGGCUCGGCCCGGAAACCCUACAGGAAGCCCGACGAUGGCCAGCCAGGGACACUUCCGAUGGCGCGUCUGGAACCCCAGCGGGGCCACGACCACUCAGGCCAAGAACACCUAUCAGGGCCAGCCGUGGAAAUGGAGGAUCAAAGGACCCCUGACCAUUUCCGCUCAGAAGAAAGCCAAAGGUUUCCUCAGAAGAUAG
This is a messenger RNA of Symbiodinium natans, 480 nucleotides long. NCBI's taxonomy places the organism in Eukaryota, Dinophyceae, Suessiales, Symbiodiniaceae. The record is from the annotation of a GenBank genome assembly.